Molecule: messenger RNA, 493 nt
Organism: Caenorhabditis elegans
Lineage: Eukaryota; Metazoa; Nematoda; Chromadorea; Rhabditida; Rhabditidae
Gene: dylt-3
Product: DYnein Light chain (Tctex type)
Exons: 3
Coding region: 47-493 (148 amino acids)
Source: RefSeq, marked reviewed
AGAUUCUAAUAUAUAUAUCAAAUUUAGAAAAAUUCCUUGUUUCAAAAUGACAGACACUUCUACAACUUCUUCUGUAGCAAAGCGGCAAAUUGAAUCAAAAAACGCUCAGCUUUUGAGACAAUUGAUUGAAAAGAAAAAUAAGAAACUCAAAAAGAAAGUCUAUUCAAAUGCCGAAGAACAAGAAAUUGAUUUAAUUAUUCAAAAAUCAUUUGAUUCAAUAAUUGGUAAAACUCCAUAUUCUCCAUUCAAAAUGUCUGAUUGGAUGAGCAAGAUGAUCCAAACAAUUUCGGAUAAUUUAGUGAAGCUCAAUGGAAGCAAAAAGUUUUUGGUUCAUUGUACUAUUUCUGCAAAAACCGAUAAUCUUGCAAUUUGCACGGCCAACAUGUGCUCCUGGGAUACUACGAAGGAUACUGCAUACUACUCGGAAUGGAUGUCUAAAACUAUCUUCGGUGCUGUCCAAGUCUUCUUCAUCACACAUCGUUUUUCGAAGUGA